GCAGCAGCAGCAGCAGCAGCAGCAACAAUCAGCAGCAACAUCAGCGCCCUGGGUGCACCGACAAUAAUAUGAGGAGUGGCAGUUCGGAAUUACUACUCGAGCAGCAACAACAAGAGCUACGGUUACGUAAAAUCCGAGAACUGGCUCCAAAAAAGAAAAAUGGCAAUCGGCGCUUUCGUUCGUGGCGGGAACGUGCGCGUUUCUAUGGCACCUCCACACUCGCCUUUUUCUCGGUGACGGCCGGCGCAUCGCUGCUGUUUCUGGUGCCGCUCUAUGUGGAUCCAGCCAUAUCGACACUGAGCCACGAUUUUAUCGAGAAUCCAACGCUGUGCACAACAACGCGUCGCGAGGAUCUUGUCGGCAUAUUCAAUUGCUCGUGGAGCUCCUGCCGUGAGGGCUGCACCUCCGAUCUCUAUCGCUGUGUGCACAUAUAUGUGACUUUUAUUGAACAGAACAUUACGAUACCAGAGAACAUGACCGACUAUACCAACUACACCGCCGAGUGGGAGCAGUCCGGUGAGGCCACAUUGCUGGUCAACAUUAAGGGAUGCGGCUAUCCGCCCACUGUCACGUGCAAGAACUUCAAUAUGUAUUAUGGCGUCGAGGGCGCCAUCUAUCCGUGUUUCUAUUCGCGCAAAAACAAGACCGUCGUCCUCACAUCCUACAAUCAUGACGAUCAGGAGGCCAUCAUCAUUCAUUUUUUUGUGGUCCCCUUUGUGAUAACGGUCAUCUCAUCCAUCGCCCUCUGCAUCAUGCAUUGCGAUUGCCGCUGUAAAAAGGAUCGCAGCCAUCGGCGCAAUCGUCCGCAGUGCCGCCGGCCACGCAUUGAGAAUCUCAGGUACAUUUCUUAUUUGACAUUUCACAGAGGCACGUAGUUGAGUGUUGGAGGAACUGGCAACUUUGGCUGCCAGGACAAUGCCAGCUGCAGCACGAACAAAUGUAGCAACUGGGACAAUGUAUAUGCUUUCAGGAUUAUGACAAAUGCUUGGCACAAUUUGUCUAAUUUGCUGCCAUUCGUUUCAUUUAGCCGAAUUGAAUGAAUGUCUAAAAUGUAGUAGGAAACGUUUUGUAAAACAUUUUUUCUAAAAAUGUCAUCGUAAAUUGAUUUUGAGUUGAGUUCAAUGGGCGAGCGACAACAAUAGGAAAUUACAUAGCGAAAUUGAGCAGCGGUCAGCCGAAGGGUACAGCCCAGGGCGAUAGUCCAACAAAGCGUUUUGCGGCUUUCUGUAUGCCAGAGGGUGGCACGGAAGCGGCGGCUGGCAAGUAAUUUUACCCGUUUUAUAUGGCCAAUAAAUGCUUUAUCUGCGUAUCCAAAUUGCCGCCAGCUGGCGUGCAUGCGUGCCGAUAAGCUCCGGCUCCAGCUGCUGUUCCAGUCUCAGAUCAACCUCCCGAGCCGACUUGGGUGAGCAGCAGACCCAUAGACCCACAGACGUUGCAUUGGUCGUGCAGGCAGCAACAAGCAGCCAAUCGAUUUAUUACCCAUUAAAUCAUGGCAUUUGGCUCUAAUAUUUCGACCCAGUUGCAUUUAGCAUUUGGCUUUAGGGAAUUUAACGGCUUAGCGCCUGCCGACACCACAGUCAAUGUGUAAAAUUAUUUCAUUGUGCUCAACGGGAUGUUGUCUGCGUGCGGGUGCGUGUAACUGUGGGUUAUUUUUAUUUGGAUUACGACUACAAAUUGCCUAUUAAAUCCAAAAAAUUCAUGCCUUGUAUACACAAUUUCAUCUCGUCACGUACCGCAUGCUCAUUUGUGUUUUAACAACUUGAUUUUUUACUACAUCAAACGCAUUUAAAUUAUGGCUAUUGAGCUCUUGACUUACACUCAUUAAUGGAAUUAAACAUUAUUGCUGCAAUUAAAUUUAAAUGUUGGCCCUAGCAUAUUUACAUGAAAUUUGAAUAGGCCAAAGCGAACCAUUCAACCCUGCCACACUCUCAGUUCUUGGUAAUACAAAUUCUGUUGAAAUAUACUACACAUAGACACAUUUUCUCGACGCCUUGGGCAACUGAUUAUAUUUACAUUUCACAUUUCAAUGAGGCUAAUGAAUUAAUUCAAAUUCAUUAUGGCAGGCACAUUAAUAUAUAAUUUAAAAAAAAAAUAUGAUGCUUCAAUAAUGAUUGAUUAUUGAUUAAUUAUAAUUGAAAGUCCUGCGUGUACUUAAUAUAACGCAUACGCCUUGUUGAACGCACAAGGGAAUGAGAAGCAUGCAUAAUGAUAUGUGCGUGUUUUCCAAAUUUCCAAUUCCAAAUUAAUUUACAUUGCAUCUAAAAUUCGAACUUAAAAGCUCAAUCAAAUUCACUCGAAUGCCAAAUAGGAAAAGCUAGCUAAGUUAGCUCUAGUUAGGUCACAGCCCUGUUUAUAUUUUAAUGAUGGUUAAGUGCUUUAAUUGGCAUUUUUCCCUGCAAGAGAAGCUCUUCAUCAGAAAUUAUUGAUGAACACAGUUCGCUUGGCUAACAACCUUCACUUUUGAUAAAUGCCUGAAUGUAUGAAUGCGGAAACCGCACAUCAAUUAUGUUGUCUUCCCUCAUUGAAUUAUAAUUGAAGCGUCAUCCAGUUGCGUAUAAACAAGGACAGACCAGAGCGCAGAAAAAAGCAGUUAACACAAAUUGAGCGUAAUCAAAUGAUGCAAUUGGAAAUGCUGCUGCCGAUGGCGCUGGCACUGGGACGCGGUAUACAAAACUCAUUAUUCUCAGCAUUUAAUCUCGUCAUGCGCACAAUUAUUUAAAGUCAAUAAUGAAAUCAUUCAAUAUACGUCGUCAGCUGGGUGAAGUGAGUUAAUCAUGUACUUAAAUACCAUUCAGCAUCUGCAGUUGAGGGACAGCACACAUGGAUUAUUCAUCCAUUAGGCAGCGACAUGGACUGAACAUAGUGCCAAGUCUGUCUAAAGUGUGUAAAUGCUCUUUGGCCCACUUUAAUUCCAAGCUAACCCAAUGGCAAUCCAGAUUCAGCCGUAUCCAUCAACGAGGCACGUGUCACAGCAACAUGAAUUCACAAUUCGCAUUUGUCGACACUCGGAUGGACAUUAAUCCGGCCCAAUUGAUCCAACCGUUGCAAAAUCGCUAAGUGGCACUGCCCAUGCUUUUGGCCAGCUCUUGCCUUGCCCCAGCUGUAUGGCUCAUAAUUUAUUAGUCGAGCGGAGGCGAGAUUCCAUAAAGCGCAAAAAGAGAAUGAAACUGAAACGCUGGACAGCAGUUGAAAUGCAAAUGAUGCCACAUUCUUACUCCGUCCACAUCCUUUAUAAAUUCAUUUACAAACAAGUGUCAAUAAUUAAACGCUCGACCCUCCGGCUCAAAUAACUGAGACCACAGCUGCAUCAAUAAAUAUUAUGAACUGAACAAUAAUUAAGCUGCCCCCACGAUCCGAUUGCGUCCAAAAAUCAAUAUGUACAAAAUGAUUGUGGCUUAAUAAAAUGCAGAUAUUUUAUUACAUA
Messenger RNA from Drosophila virilis, 3424 nucleotides. It is a transcript of the gene Teh1, whose product is annotated as tipE homolog 1. Gene Ontology annotation, cellular component: plasma membrane. Lineage: Eukaryota; Metazoa; Arthropoda; Insecta; Diptera; Drosophilidae. The record is from RefSeq and is a predicted model, not a curated record. Gene Ontology annotation, biological process: regulation of sodium ion transport. Gene Ontology annotation, molecular function: sodium channel regulator activity.